Messenger RNA from Trichomonas vaginalis G3, 1905 nucleotides. RefSeq lists its product as uncharacterized. Gene Ontology annotation, molecular function: protein binding. The coding region runs from base 1 to 1905 and encodes 634 amino acids. The record is from RefSeq and is a predicted model, not a curated record. The transcript has a single exon. Lineage: Eukaryota; Parabasalia; Trichomonadida; Trichomonadidae.
AUGAGCACAUCUCCGAACAGCUUUACUAACGAAGAGUUAUCUAAACUAUAUAGAGCCAAGUGUAAUGACACAAAUACCAAGGAAAGUGAAAGAGGAAAGACUCUUUUCAUUCGCAAUUAUUCGAAAUUACAAUUUAACAAGUCAAUCAACUUUGCAAAUGCAGGUUUUGGUUCAGAAUCAUUCACAAAACUUCUAAAUAUCAUUCCUACUCAUCCAACAAUAAGGGUACUUAACCUUUCUGGAAAUUCAAUUGGACAAAAUUCUGUCUCAUUAUUAUCAAGAUAUAUUUCUAAUAAUAAAGAUUUGAUACAAUUAGAUGUUUCAUCAUGUAAUCUAAAUGAUCAGAGUUGCGCAAUUUUAUUUGAAUCAUUAAAAUUUAAUAAAUCUUUGAUAGAAUUAUCAAUUAAAUCCGAUUCAACAAUUGGAAGGAACUCAAUUGGAGAAAAAGCAUCUUAUAAAUUAGCUGAAAUGCUCCAAUGUAACAAAGUUUUAUCAACUCUAAAUAUUGAAAACUGUGAAAUCAUAGAAAAGACGAUUAUGACGAUAGCCGAUGGAAUUUCAAAGAAUAGCACGAUCAGUUCUCUUAUUUUAUCUCAUAAUAAUAUUAAAUCGAAAGGAAUUUCGUAUCUUCUUGGCAAAAUCAACGAAAGUAAGAUAACUGAGCUGUAUUUAUCAUCUUGUUCCUGUGGAAAUGAUAAUAGCAAUGCGUUUUCAAAAUUAUUUGCAAAUAAUCGAAAUAUUAAAAUUCUUGACAUCUCACAUAAUGCAUUCACAGAGAAAUUCCUCAAAAAUAUAGCAAUCUCAUUAGAGCAGAGCACAGUUGAAGUACUUAUUCUUUCGCACAAUGAUUUUUCAAGAGGAGAUUUAAUUUAUUUAGCAGAUCCUCUUAUACACACUCCAAUAAGAUUGAUCAAUUUAACAAAAUGCAGCCUUAAUGGCAAGGAUUUGAAGAGAUUCAACAAUUUCUUUAGAGAAAAUCAAACUUUGCAAGAAUUCAUUGCAGAUCAUAAUAAUUUUUAUUCAUAUGAUGGUAUCGCAUUAGCAGAGUUUGUUCAGUCAAAUCCAUCGCUCAGAUACCUUUCUUUCAAUCAAUGCGAAAUGGAAGAUAAAAAUUUUGAGCCAAUGUUCAAAAUUAUGCAAGAUCAAUGUUCAAUCACAAGAUUAUCUCUUGUUUCAAACUCGAUAAAGAAAUCUGAACCAAUUAUUAAGAUUUUAGAAAAAAAUAAAAAUAUUAUUAAAUUUGAUUUGGAAAAGAAUGAUAUCAAUUAUCAAGAAGUUGUCCAGAUAGAAAAGAUGAUCAGCGGCAAUCGCAAAAAACAAUAUAGUUUUAAUAAUAUUAUUGAUUUAACUCCAGAACUCUGCAAUCUUAGGGGAGAAAUAACACACCAAAGAGGAAAACUUAGUUCACUGAAAGAGAAGAGAGAAUCUCUUGAAAAUGAUGCAGAAAAGGCAAAAGAACAAUUGAUAGAUGUCAAAAAACUUGAAAAUGAGCUUGAAAUGAAAGCAAAGCAACUUGCAGCAGAUUUUGAAGAACAUGCACAACAAAUAGAUCAAGUAAUUUGGGAGAAGGAAGUUGUAGAUACAAAUUAUGUUCAGCUUUGUGCACAGUUUGAUGCAGAAGUUGCAAGACAGGAUCAUCUCGAAACAAUGUUGUAUAACUUAAACAAGGAAAUCAAAAUAAAACAGAAUCAAACUGAAGAAGAGAUGAAGCAAAUCGUGGCUGAUCUCUCUCUCAAAAUGCUCGCAUAUGUUCAAGCGAAAGACAAAUUUAUGGAGACUUGGGAAGUUUCACAUCCAAAGAAACCAAAAACAACAAAGAAGAAAAAGAAGAGUUCUGCAGGUAUCAAGAAAGUUCCAACAAGAAUUGCAGAUACUGGUAUUUUGUUAAAGCCAAUCAAGAAAUAA